Rotaria sp. Silwood1 is the source of this 1185-nucleotide messenger RNA. NCBI's taxonomy places the organism in Eukaryota, Metazoa, Rotifera, Eurotatoria, Philodinida, Philodinidae. The record is from the annotation of a GenBank genome assembly.
AUGACUCAUAUGUUUGAAUCAUUGCCAAAUGAAAUUUGGCUUAUUAUAUUUAGUUAUCUAUCUUCACGGCAUAUUUGGCGAGGUUUUUUUGGAAUCAAUAAACGUUUGAAUCAAUUAUUAACUUGUGAUGUAAAUCGUCAUACCAUCGACUUGAAAGGUAUAUCUUAUUCUGAAAUAGUUGAACUACUUGAAGAUCGUGACAAUAAUUCACAUGGUCGCCGAUGGCAAGCAGAAUUUGUUUCUCAUGCUCAUGCGAUUUGUCUUGAAAAUGAAUUUGAUUAUGAGAUACUAAUUGAUCGAUGGAUAGCUACAAAGACAAAUUGGCAAUUAUCAUCUCUACAAAGUAUUUAUAUUUUACCAAACGCUAUAAAAAGCAUGUAUUCAUUAGUUUCUCAACUUAAAUUUACAAUAUUUCUCGAAUCACAACUUCAUUAUCUUCAUCUUGUUUUUGAAGAUCCAUGUUACACUUAUCAUUCUAUUUUGUCAGAAAUGGUUAAAAAACGUAUUUCAUAUCCAACCAUGAUACUUGAAGUAACAAAAGGACAUCAAUAUCAACAUUGGGAACAUAGAGAAGACUUGUACAAUAUAGAAUAUCCAUUGUAUUGGAUACAUCCUGUACGCUUGACUCUUAGUUUACAACAUUCAUCUGAACUUAUUCUUCUCUUAAUGCCUGAAGCUUUACCAUUACUCGAGCAUUUAAAUGUAACUAUUGAACAGCCACGAAAGGAUUUAAUAACUAAAAAUGGUCAAUCAACAGAACAUUUUGAAUUGUGCGAAAAAGACCUCCGUUGUAAAAAUGCUACUGGUGAAAGACUUAAAUCGUUUGUCAUACGUUACAUAGAACUCGAUGAUCUUUUAAUUUUAUUCAAUACACUGACUUUUCCUCUUCUUCAUACACUCAUAUUGGUUGAUAUAUAUGAUAAAUCUUUAGAUAAUUUGCUAGCUUUUCAACAAUCGUUUAGUCCUUCAAAUUUACCUUCUCUUAAGCACAAUCAAUUUCAAUUUUUACUUCGGUUUCCUGCUAAAUACAAACAUGAAUGGAUUCGUAGAUAUCAUAAUAAUGGAUGGCCAUUUGAUAAUGUUAGUUUUCAUGUAGAUGAACAUAUUGUGGAAUUACUUGCUUAUUCCUCUCCCAUAUGCGCACUAUACACAAUUAUGAACUUUUUACUCGUUAUUCAACGAUAA